GGGGCUGCUGAGCGGCGGUCGGGGCGCCCGGGCCGGGCCCCCGCGGCGGAGCGAGAAUGAUGAAGUCCUCUGUCCAUCCAGAAGAAGAUGACUUUGUGCCAGAGCUGCAGAGGAGCAUCCACCCCCGGGAGAGGCCGGACUGGGAGGAGACGCUCAGCGCGAUGGCCAGAGGAGCUGACAUCCCCGAGAUCCCGGGGGAGCUGCCGCUGCGCUCCUGCGGCAGCACCGCCAGCAUGAAGGUGAAGAAUGUCAAAAAAUACAUCCCCCCGGGACUGAUGGGCUGUGAUGCCUUUCACAGGUUAUCCUUCACCAAGGGGCACUUCCCGAAGAUGGCCGAGUGUGCACAUUUCCACUACGAGAACGUGGAUUUUGGCAACAUACAGCUCUCGCUCCCGGAGGAACAGAACGAAGUGACCAGGAAUGGCUGUGACUCCAAGGAACUGGUCUACCUGGUGCAGAUCUGCUGUCAGGGGAGGAGCUGGAUUGUGAAGAGGAGUUAUGAGGAUUUCAGGGUGCUGGACAAACACCUCCACCUGUGCAUCUACGACCGGCGCUUCUCCCAGCUGGCAGAGCUGCCCCGCUCCGAUGCCCUGAGGGACAGCCCCGAGCUGGUCACCCAGAUGCUCAUGGCUUACCUGGCCCGGCUCUCAGCCAUCGCAGGCAACAAGAUCAACUGUGGGCCUGCCCUCACGUGGAUGGAGAUUGAUAACAAGGGGAACCACCUGCUAGUCCACGAGGAAUCGUCCAUUAACGUUCCUGCUAUUGCUGCUGCCCAUGUUAUUAAGAGAUAUAUUGCUCAAGCAGCAGAUGAACUGUCCUUUGAGGUGGGAGACAUCGUGUCUGUCAUUGAUAUGCCACCAAAGGAGCUGACCUCGUGGUGGAGAGGAAAACAUGGAUUUCAGGUUGGAUUUUUCCCCAGUGAGUGUGUUGAACUCAUUAACGACAAAGUUCCUCAGUCCGUGACCAACUCGGUGCCCAAACCAGUGUCCAAAAAGCACGGGAAGCUCAUCACCUUCCUCCGGACAUUCAUGAAGUCGCGCCCAACGAAACAGAAACUGAAACAGAGGGGGAUCCUCAAGGAAAGGGUGUUUGGCUGUGACCUGGGAGAGCACCUGCUCAACUCUGGCCACGAUGUCCCCCAGGUGCUCAAGAGCUGCACGGAGUUCAUUGAGAAGCACGGCAUCGUGGAUGGGAUCUACCGGCUCUCCGGGAUCGCCUCCAACAUCCAGAAACUCCGCCACGAGUUUGACUCGGAGCAGAUUCCCGACCUGACCAAGGACAUUUACAUCCAGGACAUCCACUGUGUGGGCUCCCUGUGCAAGCUGUACUUCCGAGAGCUCCCCAACCCCCUGCUCACCUACCAGCUCUACGAGAAGUUCUCAGAUGCUGUGUCUGCUGCUACGGACGAGGAGAGGCUGGUGAAGAUCCACGAUGUGAUCCAGCAGCUGCCCCCUCCCCACUACAGGACACUGGAGUUCCUAAUGAGGCACUUGGCUCGUCUGGCUGAUUACUGCUCCAUCACAAACAUGCACACCAAGAACCUGGCCAUUGUCUGGGCUCCCAACCUCCUCAGGUCCAAGCAGAUCGAGUCAGCCUGUUUCAGUGGCACUGCUGCCUUCAUGGAGGUGCGGAUCCAGUCGGUGGUGGUGGAGUUCAUCCUGAACCACGUGGAUGUUCUGUUCAGCUCCAAGCUCAGCUCGGUCAUCCGGGACGGAGCAGGGCACAGCUCUUUGUCCCGACCCAAGUCUCUGCUGGUGUCCUCUCCCUCCACGAAGCUGCUCACGCUGGAGGAGGCACAGGCUCGGACCCAGGCCCAGAUCAACUCUCCCAUCAUGGCAGACAGCAAGUACAUAGAAGUGGGAGAGGGCCCAGCAGCUUUGCAAGGCAAAUUCCACACAGUCAUAGACUUCCCAUCCGAAAGAAAAAGGCCUCCCAGCAAGAUGAAGAAGUCUCCAGUGGGCAGCUGGAGAUCCUUCUUCAACCUGGGCAAAUCCUCCUCUGUGUCCAAGCGCAAACUGCAGCGCAACCCCAGCGAGCCCUCGGAGAUGAAAGCCAUAGCCCUGGCAGGUGGACGAGGAGACAGCGGGACCCUGCGCUCGGCUAAAAGCGAGGAGUCUCUCACCUCUCUGCACGCCGUGGAUGGUGAAUCCAAACUGUUCCGGCCCCGGAGGCCCAGGUCCAGCAGCGAUGCCCUCUCUGCUUCCUUCAAUGGGGAGCUCCUGGGGAACAUGAACCGCUGCAACUCCUACGACAACCUUCCCCACGACGACAGCGACGGGGACGAGGGGCUCAUCCACGUCCCUGCCCUCAUCUCCCCCCGCUCCUCCGAGGACGUCGACCUGAGCCCCCCGGACAUCGGAGUCGCCAGCCUGGACUUUGACCCCAUGUCCUUCCAGUGCAGCCCCCCCCAGGCAGAGUCCGAGUGCCUGGACAGCAGCACCUCCCUGCUGGAGUCGGUUGACAUCAAUAGGGACAAGCCAAGCCUGCUAAAGAAGGAUUUAGAAUCAGGCAGCCAGUCCCAGACCCCAGGCAGUGCCACGAGCUCUGAGCCAGUCUCCCCUUUCCAGGAGAAGAUGAGUCCCUUCUUUACGCUGGACCUGAGCCCCACGGAGGAGCAGCCCUGCAAACCACUCACCUUCUCACCCAAGACGGGCCGAAAGCCCAUCAAAUCUCCACCACUGACUGCAGAGCCUACCUGCUUUGCCCUGCCCAGCCGUGGGCCAGAAGCCAUCGGAGCAGUGCCCAUCACAUCCACAUCCAGGAACUCCUCUGCUUCCAGCUGGAGCAAAGGCAUUGGCAUCACUGAGAUCACAAACAGGUCCCCAACACAGAUGUCCUUUCCCCUGAAAAGCAGUGAAACAGGAGCAGGGGAAGGAACCCACCAAGAGCUGCAGCAUUCCCAGCUAGUGGCUGCUGGCAAGCCAGAGCUGCCAGAAGAAGGGGAGAGACCCAUGCCAAGCAGUCAGACUAAGACUGUACCCACUGGACACACACAGCCAGGAGCAGUUGCCCUCGACUCCCCCCAGGAUCCUGUUCCCGUCAGUUCUGUGUCUCUUAUCCCUCCUCCUCCUCCGAAAAACGCAGCGCGCAUGCUGGCCCUAGCGUUAGCCGAGUCCGCACAGCAAGCAUCCGCCCAGUCCCUCAAAAGGCCAGGAGAUGCUCAUGCUGAAAGCACAAAUUAUGGAGAGGCUGAAGCUGGCACAGCUCUAGAAAAGCUCCAUCUCUCUGCUGGUGCUCCAGACAAGCUCCACCUGUACACCGGUCUGCCCGAGAACAGACUCCACUUCCAGACCGGUGCUCCCGUAGAGCAGGAAUUCCAAGGUAGCGGCACAGCCGGGGAGCAGAACCACCCACCCGGUGCACCUGGAGGCCAGGACCCCCCGCCUCUCCACACGGGCAUGCCUGGGGACAUGCCUGGGAGCAGAGAUGCAGAGCAGGAGCAGGCCAGCUUCCAUCCUGGCAAGGCGGGGGACAGUGAACACUUCCCCACGCACGUGGGGGACUGGGAGCACACGGCCCACCACGCCCCAGAGCGGGAGCCACCCGCCCCAGAGCCACCUGUGGACAGACCCCAGCUCCGGGCGUGCGUGUCUGGGGACAAGCUCCACACUCCCACCUGCACGGCCGAGGACAAACUGCCGUCUCCUCCCGUGGCCCCUGCUGGGGACAAGGGCGCCCCGGUGCCGUAUUUAACCACCAUCCCCAGCACAGCCACCGAGCCCUCGCAGGGGGAUGGCACCGUCCCAGCUGUGCCACGCACAGCCACGGCCACCCAGCCCACCCCGGCACAGAGGCAGGACCACCAGGCAGCCACGGGACAAGUGCCAGCAGCCUCCAGCAAAGCUCCGAGCAGCUCUGCUCAGGUAUGGAGCACCACUGCCCCUGAGAAGCCCCCGGAGCCUGCCUUUGUCUCAGAGAGCAAUUCCACCACCCGUGGCUCCUCGUCGGUGCCCGGGGGCCCCCAGAGCCACGUGGAGAAGCCCCGGGAGCCCACGAGGGCCCCCCCGCUGCACCUACGCUCCGAGUCCGUCCCGUCCCACCCCUCCUACGGCUUCGCGCCCCCGGUGCCGCCCGUGAGGACGCUGGAGAGCAAGAUCGCCGCGGCCAUGCACUCCAACAGCGCCGACCCCCUCAGCAACGCCAACUACCACGCCUUCCUGGCCUCCUCCAUGCUGGCCUCCUCCGUGGAGGAGGCGCUGCUGCCGCCGCCGCCACCGCCCCCGCCCAAGCACACCGUGUACGUGCCGCACCCCAAGCCCGAGAGCAUCCCCGAGCCCUCGGGGCCCGACCCCUACCUGCACCCCAAGCCGGCCUCCAUGCACCAGUACAGGCCCGAGAGCGUCCCCCCUCACGUGUACCACGGCAAGGCCGAGCCCCACCAGGCCUACCCGCCCCGCUCGGACACCCCCGGCUCGGCGGGCACCCGCUACAACACCUACGGCACCCAGGGCAAGGCCGGCCCGGCCCUGCACUCCAAGCCCCGCAGCCGGACGGAGUUCGUGUCCUCGGUGAGCCCCACGGGGCUGCGGAGCGCCGGCUACGCCGAGGACGCUCCCCCCUACCCCACCAUCCGCAGGGUGCAGUCCCUGCACGUGCCCACCCCCGCCGCCACCGCCAUCCGCUCCGUGCCCAUCUCCCGCACCGAGGUGCCCCCGGACGACGAGCCCCUGUACUGCCCGCGGCCCCUCUACCAGUACAAGCCAUACCAGCCCCACUCCGACUACCACGUCACGCAGCUCCAGCCUUACUUCGAGAACGGGCGGGUGCACUACCGCUACAGCCCCUACUCCAGCUCCUCCUCCUACUACACCACGGCCGACGGCGGCUUCUACGACCUGGAUCCCUACAGCACCGUGCGGGUGCGGCCCUUCCACCCCCUGCCCGGCCGCGACUUCUCCUCGUACGCGGCGCGGCUGCAGAGCAAGGGGCUGUACCGCUACCCCAGCCUGGCCUCCUACCCCCGAGGGGGGCUCAUCAACCACCUGACGGGGAAGGAGCACAGCUUCGUCAGCAGGGACGUGCCCCCCGCCCCGGACAUCAAGCACAUGUACAUGUCGUGGGACCUGGAGGACAUGGAGAAGUACCGCAUGCAGUCCAUCCGCAGGGAGAGCCGCUCGCGCCAGAAGGUCAAGGGGCCCCUCAUGUCCCAGUACGACAACGUGGCCCCGCUGCUGCAGGAUGAGCUGGGGGGGCUGGACGCCAUCCACCUGCGCAGCAAAUCCGAUCCUGGGAAAACUGGCCUCCUCACGGUGGCCGAGGGCAAGGAGGGGAGGUACCCGGGCAAGGCGGCCACCCCCGAGGGGGACGAGCGGUACUACCUGCAGCACCCGGAGCCCGAGCUGGACAGAGCCCACUACCACGGGGGCUACGGGAACGGGCAGCCCGAGAAACCGUCCCUGCCCCAGAAGCAGAGCAGCGUCCGGAACAGGAAGAUGCACGAGCAGGGCGGCAGCACCAGCGAGCACAGGACGCACUUGCAGCAGGAAGCGAGCCAUAGGCAGCCUGCCGAGCCCAAAAACGGGCCCCCCUACCCCGACUACAGGCCCAAAGGGGGCCCAGAGCCCUCUGAGCCCAUGGGCUACCAGCACUCGGGCAGCAAGUACAUCCCGGCCGGCCAGGACACCCUGAGGCUGAACCACAAGGAGGGGAGGCUGGCAGAGGACAGACCAGACGUGGAGAGGUCCCGAGCCAGACCCCCUGCCCCCAUGGAGAAGCACUCCAGAGACUGCUACAAGGAGGAGGAACACGCUGCCCCUCCCGUGGCCCCGCCGCCCAAACCCGAGCGGAGCCACAGCCUGCGGAUGCAGCACCCCGAGCCCAUGGAGAGGGACUCUGCCCUGCUGUACCCCUACCAGACCCUGGGCAAGCGCCAAAGCACUAUGACUGUGGUGUCCCAGUACGACAACCUGGAGGAUUACCAUACCAUGCCUCAGCACCAAAGAGGGGGCUAUGCUGGAGCGGGGGGGUUCGUGCCCCCCGGGUUCACCCACGUGCACAGCAGGACUUACGCCACGGCGCUGGGGCAGGGAGCCUUCCUGCCCUCCGAGCUGUGCCUGCAGAGGCCCGAGACAGAGGUCCACGUCGAGUGAGCUGGUGGGGGGGAGGAGGGAUAGAGUCUAAGCAGCCUCUGCUGGACAGUGGACUGUUUUAUUUUUUCAGUGAUGGAAAAAACAAACCAAACCCCGACCCUGCCCCGAUGAGAAAGCAAAGCCCCUUCAGCCCCCACCCCCCACUCACUGUUUUUAUGUAGUAGAGCUCUAGCUUUUUCAUGUACUUUUGAGACAACUGGAAGGACAGGGCAGGCUGUUGGCACACAGGUGUUGCCAGAGAGGCCGGGCAGAGCUGAGAGAGGUGCUGUUGGCAGGGAGGGAAGGAGUUUGUCCUUCCCCAGGUGUGACAUUGGCAGUGGCCGCCGCUCCCUCCCCACACGGUGGACUGUGUGUGCAGCUCUUCUCCAGGCUGAGUGCCCUUCCCAUCCCACUGCUGGCUCCCAGGAAAGGGGCUCCAUAACGCUGUUCUGCCCCUCUGAGUUACACAGCAAGAGUGGGCCAACGGCUGGGCAGGGGGAAAGACUGCCCAAGGGUUUUCUCCUUGGUUGGUGCUGAGGUCCUGCCUCUCCCUCGUGUGCAGUGGACCCACUGCAAUUUGAAGUGGGUGGGAGCCUGUUUUGAUUUCAAGGCUGUGGAAUAGGCUCUGAAGCAAGUUCAGAACACAGCACACUCGUUGCAUUGCUUGCUUAAGAAGCUGCUUCUGCCUGCAAGAAAUCCAAUUACUUUACAUUUCUGUGUUGGAAGCAGAGGCCAGCGACGGGAGCCAAGUAGGGCAGGUUUGCAUUUCUCACACCAAAAGAAAGGAAACACGACACUACACCAAACCCUACACAGGCAGCUGGGAACAGCACACCCAUCCCAUGCCAAUUCCUCCUUGCUGCUGGGCUCUCUGUGUCCAGAUGAGCUCAUUCCAUCUCGUGGCUGGGCCAGGCUGUGUCAUCUCACUACAAAACCCAGUAAAAAUAAAUACAGAAAUCUCCAUGGCAUUAUGUCCAGCCAGUAAAUCAGAGCCCACCUUCCCAGCUGUGGGAGUGACGAGUUAUCUGCAUGAGCAGCUGCCCUGGGCCAGAUCCUGCAGCUCUUCCCGCAGGGAAUGUUCCUGCUGACCUUCCCCUGAAGGUCUGCGGGCUCUGUGACCUCUCAGUUCCGUGUUGGCAAAGGGAUUCCUGUGGAAUUGUGGCACACAUGGAGCAGUGACGUGCUGUCUGUGCUGUGUGUUGCCUCCCAUCCCCCAGUGCAGCUCCUCCCAGUGCUCAGUGAGUAGGGACAGAAGGCCAGUGCACUGCAGAACACACUAAUAACAGUGUCCAAGCUGUUUAAAAGCUUUCACAUUGUAAAAGCAUACAGGCAGCACCUCGUGCUUCCUCUCAGACUUCCCAGACUUUCCCCCCUCCCCCAUAAAUUAAGCACAUCCAUCCCAUUUAGGCAGGGCUUACAAGCAAUACUUGAGAUUUAGGAGUUUUUAAAUGUUCACUGAUAAAUUCCAAGGCCAUUCCUGUUCUGUGUGGUUGAAGAACUUCUCUACCUGUUUUGAAUCUCUAAUGUUUUAUUAAAAGCCUGGAGGUCCUGCAGUUAGCACACAGCUGCUAAAAGGGAGCUUAGGUGGUGUUUUUGAACAAAAAAGUUUCAUGGCUAUUUUGGGACUUUUAAAUCCUAAGGAAAACCUGCUUCUAGUAGCUGACUAGUCUGUAACUGUUUGCUUCUUUUAACCUUGGAGCCUUGUCUGGGGCUGUUUCAGUAACUACCUUCAGGUUCUGUUUUAUUGUGCAAUGCUGAUGUUUUAAGCAUUUUGUUUAGAAGAGUUCUCACAUGUUACGAAACGAAAUUUGGCAGAAGGAAAAAAAAAAAAGAAAGAAAAAAAGAAGGAGAAAAAAAGCAG
This is a messenger RNA of Neopelma chrysocephalum (saffron-crested tyrant-manakin), 7929 nucleotides long. It is a transcript of the gene ARHGAP32, whose product is annotated as Rho GTPase activating protein 32. The transcript is spliced from 23 exons. Lineage: Eukaryota; Metazoa; Chordata; Aves; Passeriformes; Pipridae. Gene Ontology annotation, biological process: small GTPase-mediated signal transduction. The record is from RefSeq and is a predicted model, not a curated record. The coding region runs from base 57 to 6089 and encodes 2010 amino acids. Gene Ontology annotation, cellular component: Golgi apparatus; fibrillar center; actin cytoskeleton. Gene Ontology annotation, molecular function: GTPase activator activity; protein binding; phosphatidylinositol phosphate binding.